AAAAAAUGAAGCAAGAAAGAAAAAGCAGCAACUGAAAAUAUCUCCUCCUCCCUAGUGUAACCGCUAUUAACAGCCUGGUAUCUUUUAUAGUCCAUGUUCAAACACAUACAUAUAUACCAUUAUUGUUUUUAUAAAAAUGGAACCAUGUCCUUGACUUUUUCUCUCCUCCAGUUCCAAGUCAGUACCUACACGCCUUCCUUGUUCCAUCGGAUGUAUUUCAAUUUAUUCAACCAGACCCUGGCUUUCAACAUUUAGCUGUCUCUAAUUCUCUCUGUAACAAGCAACAUCCUUGGGCAUGCAUCCAUGCACUGACUACAGGUAUUUCUGCAGGAUGGAUGCUCAGAAGUCUAAUUGCUGAAUGAAAGGGCAUGCAAGUUUCACACGUUGACAGGUGCUGCCAGUUUGCCUUCCGAAGGCUCUUCCAGUGCAACACCCCUCCCAAGGCAGUGUGUGUGAGUGGGGAAGGCUCUUAAGCCACAAGUGACGUGGAGCUGCGCUGUAUUUAGGGGCUGCCUCCCCUUCUGCUCCCCGAGACCUGGCGUGGAGACCGCCACCAGGAGCUCCGAACACACAGGCCCAAAUUGGAAUAGGAGAUGGAUUUUGAUAAAAGAGGUUAAAUAACAGGUUUUUCCAUUUCACCUUAUACGAACGGGAUGGGGGGGGAUGGGGGUGCUGGGCCUCCAGCCAAUAGAGGACCAAGAGUUGUCAGGAGGGCUUAUAAAGCUUGCUAUUUCUGGCAUUUUUUCCUCUUUCUCUGCUGAUUAUGCAGCAGACUCGCACAGAGGCUGUCGCGGGCGCGUUCUCUCGCUGCCUGGGCUUCUGUGGAAUGAGACUCGGGCUCCUUCUACUUGCAAGACGCUGGUGCAUUGCAGGUGUGUUCCGCAGAAGUUUGAUGGUGACAGUGCCUACGUGGGGAUGAGUGACGGAAACCCAGAGCUCCUGUCAACCAGCCAGACCUUCAACAGCCAGAGCGAGAACAACGAAGACUAUGAGAUCCCCCCGAUAACACCUCCCAACCUCCCUGAGCCAUCCCUCCUGCACCUCGGGGACCACGAAGCCAGCUACCACUCGCUGUGCCACAGCCUCACCCCCAACGGUCUGCUCCCUGCCUACUCCUAUCAGGCCAUGGACCUCCCAGCCAUCAUGGUAUCCAACAUGCUAGCACAGGACAGCCACCUGCUGUCGGGCCAGCUGCCCACGAUCCAGGAGAUGGUCCACUCGGAGGUGGCCGCCUAUGACUCAGGCCGGCCCGGGCCCCUGCUGGGUCGCCCGGCAAUGCUGGCCAGCCACAUGAGUGCCCUCAGCCAGUCCCAGCUCAUCUCGCAGAUGGGCAUCCGGAGCAGCAUCGCCCACAGCUCCCCAUCACCCCCGGGGAGCAAGUCAGCAACCCCCUCUCCCUCCAGCUCCACGCAGGAAGAGGAGUCGGAAGCGCAUUUCAAGAUAUCGGGAGAAAAGAGACCUUCAGCCGACCCAGGAAAAAAGGCCAAGAACCCAAAGAAGAAGAAAAAGAAGGACCCCAACGAGCCGCAGAAGCCUGUGUCGGCCUACGCACUCUUCUUCAGAGACACUCAGGCCGCCAUCAAGGGUCAGAACCCUAGUGCCACUUUCGGUGAUGUGUCCAAAAUCGUGGCCUCCAUGUGGGACAGCCUGGGAGAGGAACAGAAGCAGGCCUAUAAGAGGAAGACAGAAGCAGCCAAGAAGGAAUAUCUGAAGGCUCUGGCAGCCUACCGGGCUAGCCUCGUCUCCAAGAGCUCCCCGGAUCAAGGUGAGACCAAGAGCACUCAGGCAAACCCACCAGCCAAAAUGCUCCCACCCAAGCAGCCCAUGUAUGCCAUGCCAGGCCUGGCCUCCUUCCUGACACCGUCGGACCUGCAGGCCUUCCGCAGCGGGGCCUCCCCGGCCAGCCUUGCCCGGACGCUGGGCUCCAAGUCUCUGCUGCCAGGCCUCAGUGCGUCCCCGCCGCCGCCACCCUCCUUCCCGCUCAGCCCCACACUGCACCAGCAGCUGUCACUGCCCCCUCACGCCCAGGGCGCCCUCCUCAGUCCACCUGUUAGCAUGUCCCCAGCCCCCCAGCCCCCUGUCCUGCCCGCCCCCAUGGCACUCCAGGUGCAGCUGGCGAUGAGCCCCUCACCUCCAGGGCCACAGGACUUCUCACACAUCUCUGAGUUCCCCAGCAGCUCGGGAUCCUGCUCACCUGGCCCGUCCAACCCCACCAGCAGCGGGGACUGGGACAGCAGCUACCCCAGUGGGGAGUGUGGCAUCAGCACCUGCAGCCUGCUCCCUAGGGACAAAUCGCUCUACCUCACCUAAUCCCGCCUCCCCACCAUCCCUGAGGCUCGCUGGAAGGCACUGCUCAGAGCCUGAAGGGCUGACAGCAGAAAAGAGGCCCUGGCCAGAGGCAGGGUGGCCCAUCCGAGGGAGCAGUGACACACCCAUUGCGGGGGGCUGAGUCUCUUCCUCGACCUCCCACCAGACUCUGCAGAGGCAGCCCACUGCCCGCCGCCAGCCCAAAGAACCUGCAGGAACCUUCUGCCCGCUGACCUGCUUGCUCCAGGGUAACUGUGGACCCUGUCUUCGCCCUGCGCACGGUACCCUAUGUCUGGAUGCCUGGCCCCGGCCCCGGCCCACGUGGGCUGCCCCUGGCAGGGUCGCUUACCAACGGACACCCACCCCAGAUGCAUGGGCCAGGGGGCCGGCCCCCGUCAUAGACGUGCACAUCGGUUUUCCAGUGUGAACAAAAGAUGACGAAACCUAGAAACCGUUGGUUCCGUGUAAGUAGUCGACUACGUGUUUUAGAACUGUGCUGAAGACAUCUGUAAGAUUAUUUUGUGGGGAAAAAAAGUAGUUUCCUUUAAGGUAAAAAUCAUUUUAUAUGAUCCUUAGCACAUUUUUAAGUUUUAUCUUAAGGGAGACGUGCACAAAAGCGGCUGCCAAACCGUUUCGUCAUCCUCACAGCAAGGACCGGACGAUUGCUAGCCACCCCGGAGCACCGCUCUCCUUUUAACCAUGUGUUCAUCUAUUUUACAUUGCCAGCGACGACUUUUGUCUAUUUAUGGAGAAACCUUGAGAACAAAGUUGCAGCUUAUCCUACCGUGUGCGUGGUUUUGGGGUUUGGUUUGGGUUUGGGUUCUUGACGUCGUUUGCAGCUGUUUCCUGGCCCUGGCGAGUGUCUGUCUUGGUGCCCAGUGCUUCUCUCAAAUCUCUUUAUAAUAAAACUUCUGAAAAGCUGAAAACAA
Macaca mulatta (Rhesus monkey) is the source of this 3236-nucleotide messenger RNA. RefSeq names its product TOX high mobility group box family member 2 (gene TOX2). Gene Ontology annotation, biological process: regulation of transcription by RNA polymerase II. Lineage: Eukaryota; Metazoa; Chordata; Mammalia; Primates; Cercopithecidae. Gene Ontology annotation, molecular function: chromatin DNA binding. The record is from RefSeq and is a predicted model, not a curated record. Gene Ontology annotation, cellular component: nucleus.